UCUUCCUCCGGCGGGGGCGUUUGCUACCUGUGUGAAGAGGCGAAAUUCACAGGAGGAGUUAAGAGAGAGGAGGGGGGUGGAUGAGACAGAGAGAAACUGGAAUUUUAAGAGGAAUUAAAACAAAACAAUGUAUUUAAAAUAUAUGUAGAUAUUAACGAGACUUGUAUAUAUUUUUAAAAAACCCCACACGCCGACCCGGACCACAGAGUCGGACCCGCGAUACUAAAGGGUGAAAACAAAACAAACAAAACGAGCAGAAAAUACUACUUACUCGUGUGGGGAAAGGAAAAAAAAGACUGAAGAAAACACUACGGAAGGGAGGAGGAGAAGAAGAAGGAAAGACAAGAGGAAUUGAAGCAUGGGGUUUGGGGUUUGGAUAUUAUAUUUACACGCGCCCUCCCCAAAUAAUAAUUAUCAACAUCUUAACCGCACCGUGACUUUUGCAGUGUCGCUAGGAAGCAGUUAUGAAGCUGGAUUAUAUGUGAAAAUAGUUAGGCUAUAAUCAAUUCUAUCAAACAUAUAAUUUCAUUUUAAACGGGGACUCUGUGUUUUAAUGGAUGCACAGUAAUGCACCGUGCCCGGCUAUGGGGUAUUAUUUUUUUAAAAAAACUAAAAUUUCUCUCAGUACUUGUCUGCGAUUUAUCUUUUUUUAAAUGCAAACCGGUGUAAUUAUCCAGCAGACCAAACUCGAACAAAAUAGCAGGCAGUACUACUAGCGAGGUAUAAUUGUAAACUAAAAUUUAUACAGGUUAAAAAAAAAAAAAAAUACGUUUGUCUUAAAAUGAGGAAUUGGGUCAAAAUGGUCACGUCCAUGUCAUUGUUUAUUAAGAGAGAGGCACAUUUACACCGGGGUUAAAAUAAAUGUUAUUUUUCAGUUCGAGUACGGAUGUUUACAGUGUGUUUAUUAUUAUUAUUUUUUUUAAUUUAAAAUAUAUAUAUAUACUGUUAAAAUUAGUUAUAUAUGCGCAGUAAUCCAAAGUCAUUAAAAAAAAAAAAAAACACGUUUAUAUUAUUGCAAUGUAACCAGCGGGGAGAAUUGCAAUUUCAGUGGUGUGGAGUUUUAUUUCAACGCAUGUUGAUGUGCAGUUGGUAUUUCCUGUUUUAUUGUAGCAAAAACGAGUCAGGCAUCUGGCUCUAUUCUAGUACAAUUGAUUCUUUGUUUACUAAUAAUCAGCUUUCUAAAUUGUCAGUUUUAAAAAAAAUAAAUAAAUAGGGAACAGCGUGAGUUAGCUGACGCGCACAACAACACAUAAAUUGGUCGUUGCUUUUUACUUCGCUGCGUCUAUCGCCAGCUUGACAGAAGCAGCGUUUUCUGGGGGAGUUCGGAAUUUGUACACAACUUGAGGCAGCUUCAUCCGGAGUUGAUCCGACACCCCUGUUUAUUGCACCGUGCUUAUAACCGGCCGCCUACACGCAAUGGAGAACCCGACGUUGUAACGGCAGGGCCCAGUAGCCUCGUACCGGCGGCGGAGAUCAGGUGUCGCGGGGCAUCCCCGUCGACUUACCGAAGGAAAGGAUGGGCUCCCAAGUGUUACAGAUAUUGAGGCAAGGGGUGUGGGCCUCCCUCACCGGGGGGUGGUUCGUUGACCCCCAUCAAAGCACCUUUUCCAACUGCUUUCACCUCUACGUGUGGAUAUUUCUGCUGGCGUUUCCCUUUCUGCUGUACAUGGCUCUGCCCUCCAGUAUCCUGGUCGCUGGGGUGUACUGUCUGGUGGUAGCUGCCUUCUUCACAGCGGUCAAGGUGGUGAAUUUCCGGCUCCACGCCAUGUUUGACCAGGGGGAGAUUGUGGAGAAGAGGCAGGACGCGUCGACGAGAGGCGAGGACGGAGAGGGAGGAGCGCUGCACGACCGGAGCCAAACCAGGGAUGCGGGGGGAGGGGUGGAGAUGAUAGUGUUUCGGAAAGUCAGCUCCACACCACCAGUACGCUGCAGCUCCCAGCAUUCCCUCUUUGGGUUAAACCAAGUCUCGGAGUUUCUGCCACGCCUGGAUGACGCAAGAGGCUCAAAAGAUAUCCGGGAGUUGAUGAGGGAGCGGGGCAGUAACAACGGGAUCGUCACAGCGGCAGACCGCGAGAUCCUGAAACGCAGCUCUCUCGACUUCAUUGGUGGUGCCGGUGCGGUCCAUUCGGAUCAGUUGACCUGCGUGUCUGCAGCUCUGGCUGGAGGGGAGCUCCCGGGGUUCGUGGGGGCGACGGGGGGGUUCCCAGCCUCCCCUCCCUCCCCUUCCAGCCGGGGUGACGAUGAGGAAGAAUUAUCAUCAUCCUCCCCUUCGGAUCCGUCCCAAAGCCUGGCCGCUGGGGAGCUGACCUUGACCCCGGGCAAAGAGGUGGGGGGCUACUCCCCUCUGGGACCCUGCGGGGAGUCGGAGAGCCUUGGGGACACCCCCCUGAGCCCCCUGAUCAAGAGCAGCCUGAGCGAGGAGAUGAGCGAGAAGCUGCUGGGGCUGGGGCUUGGCGAGGGGGGGAGCUCGAGGGCCCACCUCUCCUCCAGCCUCACAGCCCAGGGCCCGUCCGCGGUGAAGAAGGCGGCGCCCAAAGCCGGCUCCACCGACAGCUGCUUCAGCGGGGGCACCGACAGAGAGACCCUGAGCACAGUCAGCAGCUUCCGGAGCGAGAAAACUGACUCCACCCAGCUGGAGAGCCCUUCCCUGGGGGGAAACCUCCAUCACGCAGCCCCUUCCGAGACCACAGAGCAGCAGAGGGACCCGCCUGCGGCAGUCGGUUUAGGGGGCAGCGACACGGACGACCUUUCUGACAGCGAGCUUCUCAGAUCCCCUGCCAGGGAGUUCUCCUUGGGACUGGACAACGCUGUGGUGGAGCAGAGCGAGGUGGGCGCGACACUAGAUCCUUCCUCGCCCUCCGGCAGCGGGCACUCGGGGGAGUUCGGGCACAAGCCCAGGGUGCGGCAGACCAACUCGGUCCCAGCUGUUCUCGGGCAAGGGUCUUCCGAACCCGCCCUGCCCGCCCCGUCCCCGUUCCUCCUGCCGGAGAGGAGUGAGAGUGAGAGGGAGGAGCAGCAGGUGGUCCGGCCCAAAGACCUCAAGCUGCUGCGGGGCGGGACUGUGACCGGUCUGGGGCACAAGCCAGGUCGGAGGAAGGUGCCGCGCAAACGGGGCGGGGUGGGCAGCAGCAGCUUCGACUGCGGCUCCUACCGUCGCAACCACAACCACAACCACCACAGAGACUACAUCCCGGUGCGCAGCCUCCUGGGGGCCAAGGCCUACAGCGAGAGCUUGUUUGAAGACUCCAGCGAUGACGACGAGGACGGCAGUGAAGGCAGCGACAUCAGCCGGGGCUCCAGCCUGGGCUCCCAGCGGCGCUACAGCUCCGACGACGAUGAUUCCAGCUCUUCCACUUCCUGUUACUCCCCUGACUCCGCCUCUGCCACCCAGGCCCCGCCCCCUCCUCAGCAUCCGCUCCUCCCCAACCCCGCCCACCACCACCACCAACACCAUAGCAAAGAGUCUGAUUCCACGCAUCAAAGAGGCGCCCGGCGGUCGGCCAGCACGGCCAGCGCAAAGACUCACGCUCGCGUCCUGAGCAUGGACAGAGGCGGGGAACCGGCCGCCCGUCCCCUGACGGUCUCCAAAUCGGACCUGGAGGCCCGCGCCAGUGAGAACUCAGACCCCUUCGCCGCUCGGCACCGGCUGGAGUCCCUGGGCGGCGUCUGGGCCGGGAAUCAGACAGGCUGGAGAGCUGGGGAGCUGCCAGAGGAGGGCGCUGUCGGGGGAGCUGCUGCCCCAGAAGAGGGGGGCGUCAAGCGAGACUCGGGGAGCAGCGUGAAGAGGAAGCAGGUGAUCCGAAGAAGACACAACGCAGGCAGCAACCCCACCCCCCCGCCCUCCACCAUGGGCUCCCCCCCCAGUCUGCAGGAUAUUCAGCGCGCUCGGACCUCCAGCCACUCUCGGGUGCUCACUCUCCCCUCGGCCCUGCAGUUCGCCUCCUCCCUGCUGCUCCCCCGCGGCGGGGUGCACGAGGCCUCCACCUUCGACGACACGACGGAGGGAGCGGUGCACUACUUCUACGACGAGGGCGGUGUCCGUCGAUCCUACACCUUCGGUCCAGCAGGAGGAGGUUAUGAAGACCCAGUCCAGGAGCGUCAGUCCCAAUCCUCCAGCUUCACUUCCAACGAUGUCCAGGAGGGGGCAGGGCAGGUGCUGUCCGUGCUGCAGCCCAGACCUGUGGUGCUACAGGGCAUGCAGGUGCGCAGAGUCCCGCUGGAGAUACCCGAGCCCUCGCUGCUUCAGUUCGACCUGGAUCACGAGUCCCUGCACGAGUCCCAGGAGAACACGCUGAUGAUCGAGGAGGAGAAGAGCAAGCUCAAGCAGUACUACCGCUUCUGGGUGCUGCCGGGGAAGUGGCUCCGAGUGUGCUACGACCGUCUCGCCCUGCUAGCCCUGCUGGACAGGAACCGCAGCGUGGUGGAGAGCGUGUUGGCAGUGGCGCUGGCCAGCCUGGUCUCGUUCCUGGGGUACCUGCUUCUCCUCGAGGGCUUCUUCAGGGAUAUCUGGGUCUUCCAGUUCUGUCUGGUAAUCGCCAGCUGCCAGUACUCCCUGCUCAAGAGUGUACAACCAGACGCUGCCUCUCCUAUGCAUGGUCACAACUGGAUCAUCGCGUACAGCCGGCCGGUGUAUUUCUGCCUGUGCUGUGUGUUGAUCUGGCUCUUCAACAUGGGGGGUAACUCCCAGAGCCAGCUCUCCAUCACCCUGUACGGGGUCACCUUCUUCUCCGCGGGAUUCCUGCUCUGCGCGCGGGACCUGCUGAUCGUUUUCACACUCUGUUUUCCUGCCAUCUUCCUCUUCGGCCUCCUCCCUCAAGUGAACACCUUUCUCAUGUGCCUGCUGGAGCAGGUGGACAUGCACCUCUUCGGGGGCUCAGCCACGACGAGCCCCCUCUCUGCUCUGUACAGUGUCCUGCGCAGUAUCCUAGUGGCAGCCCUGCUGUACGGAUUCUGCCUCGGAGCCAUCAAGGCUCCCUGGGAUGACCUCCACGUGCCUGUGCUGUUCUCUGUGUUCUGUGGGCUGCUCCUCGCUCUCUCCUACCACCUCAGCCGCCAAAGCAGCGACCCCACCGUGCUGUGGUCCCUGAUCCGAUCCAAGUUCUUUCCGGAGCUGGAAAUCCGGAGCCCGGAGGAUCCGACGGUGGAGAUCAAGGAUCCUCUUCCGGAAAAACUCCUCAACUCUGUGAGAGAGAUUCUCCACUCUGAUCUGGUCAUGUGCACUGUGAUCGCUGUCAUCACCUUCGCUAUCAGUGCCAGCACUGUCUUCAUCGCACUGCAGCCCUGGCUCAGCUUGGUCCUGUACUCCCUGGCUGGGGUGCUGGGAUUCGUGACCCACUACCUGCUUCCUCAGCUUCGCAAGCAGCUUCCCUGGUUCUGUUUCGCUCACCCUGUGCUGCGCUCACACGAGUACAGCCAGUUCGAGGUUCGAGACGCUGCCCAGCUCAUGUGGUAUGAGAAGGGCUACGCCUGGCUGCAGUGCAUCGAGAAGUACCUCAUCUACCCGGCUGUCAUCCUCAACUCUCUGACCACAGAGGCACGGGCUGUGAGCAGCCAGCCGGAGAAACUGGGAGUCUAUAGCCGUUCUCUGUUGAUCUCGAUGGCUGGGAUGAAGCUGCUUCGCUCCUCUUUCUGCUCUCCCUCCCAGCAGUACGUCACUCUGUGCUUCACCGUGCUGUUCUUCCGCUGCGAUUACCAGCGCUUCUCCGAGACCUUCCUGCUCGAUUACUACUUCAUGUCCAUACUGUUCAGCAAGCUGUGGGACCUGCUGUAUAAACUGCGUUUCGUGCUCACCUACAUCGCACCCUGGCAGAUCACCUGGGGCUCCGCCUUCCACGCCUUCGCCCAGCCUUUCGCUGUGCCCCACUCGGCCAUGCUCUUCGUCCAGGCUGUGUUCUCCGCUCUCUUCUCCACUCCUCUCAACCCCCUGCUGGGCAGCGCUGUCUUCAUCACCUCCUACACACGGCCCGUCAAGUUCUGGGAGCGGGACUACAACACUAAGCGAGUGGAUCACUCCAACACACGCCUGGCUACCCAGCUGGACAGGAACCCAGGCGCGGACGACAACAACCUGAACUCUAUUUUCUACGAGCACCUGACCCGCUCCCUGCAGCACAGCCUGUGCGGAGACCUGCUGCUGGGGCGCUGGGGGAACUACAGCACGGGGGACUGCUUCAUCCUGGCCUCGGACUACCUCAACGCACUGGUGCACGUCAUCGAGAUCGGGAACGGACUGGUCACCUUCCAGCUCAGGGGCCUGGAGUUCAGAGGUACAUACUGCCAGCAGCGGGAGGUGGAGGCGAUCACGGAGGGAGUGGAGGAGGACGAGGGUUGCUGCUGCUGUGAGCCGGGGCACCUCCCCCACAUGCUGUCCUUCAACGCAGCCUUCGGGCAGCGCUGGCUGGCCUGGGAGGUGGCUGCUACCAAGUAUGUGCUGGAGGGCUACAGCAUCAGCGAUAACAACGCAGCUUCCAUGCUGCAGGUGUUCGACCUGCGCAAGAUUCUCAUCACGUACUACGUCAAGAGUAUAAUCUACUACGUGACUCGCUCGCCCAAGCUGGAGGAGUGGCUGGCCAACGAGACAAUAGCGGAGGCGCUCCGCCCUUGCAGCGUCCCCGGCUAUGCCGACAGCGACCCGACCUUUAACCUCAACAUCGACGAGGACUACGACCAACGCCUGGCCGGCAUCACUCCCAACGCCUUCUGCAGCUUCUACCUGGACUGGAUCCAGUACUGCAACAGCCGACGGCAGGAGCCCGUGAAUGUCGAGCGAGACUCCCCCAUGGUCACCCUGUGUUUCGGACUCUGUAUUCUGGGACGGAGAGCUCUGGGGACGGCCUCACACAGCAUGUCAGCCAGUCUGGAGCCCUUCCUGUACGGGCUGCACGCUCUCUUUAAGGGGGAUUUCAGGAUCACGUCCCCCAGAGACGAGUGGGUCUUUGCGGACAUGGAUCUGUUGCACAGAGUGGUGGCUCCUGGAGUCCGGAUGUCCCUCAAACUCCACCAGGACCACUUCACCUCCCCGGAUGAGUUUGAGGACCCCGUGGUCCUGUAUGAUGCCAUCACCUCCAACGAGGAGAAGAUGCUGAUCUCUCACGAGGGCGACCCCGUGUGGCGCAGCGCCAUCCUGACCAACACGCCCUCCCUGCUGGCGCUGCGGCACGUCAUGGACGAUGGCAGCGACGAGUACAAGAUCAUCAUGCUGAACAAGAGGUUCCUCAGCUUCAGGGUCAUCAAGGUGAAUCGGGAGUGCGUGCGUGGGCUGUGGGCGGGGCAGCAGCAGGAGCUGGUCUUCCUGAGGAACCGGAACCCGGAGCGGGGCAGCAUCCAGAACGCCAAGCAGGCGCUGCGCAACAUGAUCAACUCGUCCUGCGACCAGCCCAUCGGGUACCCCAUCUACGUGUCCCCCCUCACCACCUCCUACGCGGGGGCCCACGCCCAGCUGCGCUCCGUCUGGGGGGGUCCCAUCAGCCUUAAGAACAUCUCCGACUGGUUCAUCAGCAGCUGGAGCAGGUUACAGAAGGGUUGCGGGGCAGGUUGUAACAGCGGAGGGAACAUCGAGGACUCUGACUGCGGAGGGGGCUCCUCAUCAAUCACCAACAACCCCCCCAGCCACUCCACGCAGAGCAUGGGACCCCCCAGCACACACCCCCCGCCCGUCAGCACCACGCAGCCCCCCCCAGGCAAUGAAUCUAGCUUGCCUCUGGGCCAGGUCUGGACGAUCCGACCCCAGCCUUUACCGCUGUCCCUGCUCAGCCAAUCGGAAGGCAGACGAGAAGGCGGUAUCGGCCCCUCCCUCCAGGGUCUCCUGGGACCACGUCUGUCCAGCUCCCAGCUGUCCUUCAGCAGCACGUCCACUCCCCUGCCGGUGGCUGAUCGCUUCUCUGCAGGCAGUGCUGCGGACACCCCCGGGCCGCCCCCUCCUCAGCGAGGACCCCACCGCUCGGGCCUUGGCUUGGGCCUGGGCUGCACCUCCAGCCUCGCGUACGACGGUCUGUACGGGAAGUGGAGCCUCCCUGGCAGGAAGGGCUUCACUGGGCUGCCUGUGGGGGACAGGGACAGGGAGGGGGAUAAUUCGGGGACACAGUCCAGCAGCGUUGGCACUGGGGUCGGGACACCAGCAAGGGCCACUGGGACUCGGAACCAGAAUGCUUCUCUCCCCAUUUCCUCCGAUCUCAGCCAGGUGCCUGAGCUAGGUGGGGCCCCUAUCACCUCUACACAGCCCAGCGAGGCCACUCCCCUGGCCCUGGGGGACCCCCUGACCCCACGGGAGACCCCCAAAGAGGACCCAGUAGAGCUCUCCUUACUGGAGCACCAACACUGAACUGCAGGGACACUGGAAACCACAGCUAAACUGGAACAAAAAAAAAAACUAAGCCAGCCAUCCAGCCUCCAUGCAGAGAGUGGCACUACCAAGCAGGCUUGAGAGUCUAAUCAUAUUGCUGACCAGGAAAGCCUGUCCUCACUCUUCUGACUUUACUGGAAUACCACGUUGCAAGGCACGGGGAGAUCUGGGAGAGAGACUGGAUUAACGCAGCCGAAUGUGGAGAUUCCCAUAGCUACAGGAGGUUUGGCGGUUGGCUAUAGCAGUACCAAAGCCUGGCUCUGGGAUUUUACCAGCAAGCCAACUGGUGGAGUACUGGGAGAGAGAAGUACUGUAUCCUAUGUGUUUUAUUUAUUGCUGUCUACUUUGUGCUGUGCAAAGGGAAACGUUUGGUUGACCCAUUUGUCUUUUUGAUAAGGGGAACUAGCAAGCGAAGUCUGACUGCCCUCCUUCCUUCCUGUCCCAAAGCAAGAGAAAACUGAGCUGUUCUGGAGCAUACAAGGGAAGAGAGAGCUUGGUUUUAUCCAGAGCAGACCUAGAACUGGCGCCACAAUCGAUAUCGGUGAAGCAAGAGUUCUGUACAGAAAUGUCUGUCCUGAUCUUAGAGAUUGGAUUUAUAAUAGUUGCUGCACUGGAUGAUUGAGGAUGUGCUGCGUCACCAAAGGGUAGAAUUUUUUUUUGUUUUGUUUUUAGGACAAAAUAAAACGGGACUAGGCAAAAGUACGGGCUGCAUGCCUCGCCACUCCCAAACGGAACGUCCCGUAGAUUUCCCCCCCCCCCCGAUUACAGCCUCGCUCUCUUUCUAACACGGCUCUUCCUCCUUCAUCUCCAAGUUUAUUUGACCUGUUUGCUUUUUUUUAUUUCUCUCCGGAGAGGCAUUGAGGUUGAGGAACCUUUUUGUAGUGCUACUACUAUCUCCAGCGUUGUAGCUGGAAGCCGAGGAAAAACUAACAAGCAUCAAAUGUAAAAAAAAAUAUAUAUAUAUAUUUAUUUGGUGGCUAGACUAAUCAAGGGAUGGGUGUUUUGUUAUAUCAUUUUUUUUUUUUAAAUACUAAGUUAGAAUUAUUUUAUGGGGGGGUGGGAGGUUGUCAUCUACACGCGCUUUACAAUUUAAAUUUCCGUGGCUUGUAACGAUCACCCUGCACCCAGUCCUGGGUUUCAGGGCUUGGUUCAGUCUAUUGAAGGUGUUGAACAAAUCCUUCUUUCCCUUUUUAAAAUGAUCCGGUGAGCUGAGCAGUUGGACCCCCUGCUAAAUCAACGUGCCGAUUAAAGUUUCUGUUUUAUUUUUUUUUGGCCAUGCAAAAUCAUUUUGAAAAUUAUUUAAAUGUGUUGUGGUGUUUUUUUUUUUUCUGCACAUGUUGUGUUUUUUUAUCGCAUAUUAAUUUAUAGAAUUGCAUUUUGCGCUUUGUAGUUUUCCAUAUACUAAACAAAAAACUGACCAAUUGAAAAAUUGACAUUUUGAAAUCUAACAUGAAAUACUACUAUUCUGGCUUCCAGUAGACCUUUUGCGACAUGAUUUGGUAGUUUCUUUGAUUUACGUUAAGUAACAUUUGUAAAUUAUGUUCAUCAUGUAACGUGUGUGUUUUUUUUCAAUUGUCUUAAUCCUAAAAUUCUUGGUGAUGCAAAACCUUUGGCCAUAGCUGGCGAUCAGCACUGGUUGCUCAUUAAAACACCCUUGUUAAGCCACAGAUACGAAGCCAUGUAUUACACUACAAGCGCACUAAAUAAGAUUCCAUAUCGCUGUAAAGCUACUGUGUUAACCAUAUCGAUCGGUCUUUCAAUAAUCGAAAAACAAGACAGCGUGCUAAGAGUCUGUGUGGUCAUCUUUCUGACUAGGCUUGUCAAAAACACUAAACCGAUUUCACAGUAUAUAUUCUCUCAUAUCAGAAAGGCAUAUCGGAGACACUCUCUGACUGCUCCUAUUAGAUCCAAUCAUUUAUCUACAAGUGUCCCAUCUGAUUGUGACUAAACUGGUCCAGGGUUGUGAUUGGUCGCCUCUGGUUUAGCAUUUUAGUUGUUUUUUUUUCUAGAUCUAAUAACCAAGUCGAUGCAAGACAAGUUGGGAUCACUUUUUCUCCGAACCUGGCUUGAUUGUUCUGUCGCAUAUCACAAAUUGCUCGUCUUUCUUGUGUUGAUAAUACUGUGGGUUAAAGGGGGGGUUCUAGUAUCACGUCACCCUGCCCUGUGUUGUCUAGAAGAAUCACUGCUCUGUAAAUGUGUUUAAAACGAAAGACGAACUGUCUGUCAUUGGUUUUUCUUUUUUUUUGGCAGGCGGGCGGGGGGGGGGCGUGUCAAACAGACGUUGUUGUAUUAUAUUGCACACUGUAUAUAUAAAAAAAAAAUACAAUAAAAAAUGCUUUUUUUUCUAAAGGGAUUGUAAUUUAAAAUCAAGAAUCAUGUACAGGUUUUUAAAGAAGUGACUUUUUUUUUUAAUUAAAGAUUCUUUGUGUAA
This is a messenger RNA of Acipenser ruthenus (sterlet), 10772 nucleotides long. RefSeq names its product pecanex-like protein 3. The record is from RefSeq and is a predicted model, not a curated record. Gene Ontology annotation, cellular component: membrane. The transcript has 35 exons. NCBI's taxonomy places the organism in Eukaryota, Metazoa, Chordata, Actinopteri, Acipenseriformes, Acipenseridae. Bases 1517 to 8320 code for a protein of 2267 amino acids.